Messenger RNA from Gamsiella multidivaricata, 803 nucleotides. RefSeq lists its product as uncharacterized. Bases 158 to 664 code for a protein of 168 amino acids. Lineage: Eukaryota; Fungi; Mortierellomycota; Mortierellomycetes; Mortierellales; Mortierellaceae. The transcript is spliced from 3 exons. The record is from RefSeq and is a predicted model, not a curated record.
GACCACACAACGACGGAUGUCUAACUCGAAGUAGUGUCCAGUAUUGUUGUUUUUGGAAUAGGGUUGUGAGCAUUGGAUUUGAUGAACCAACUGGGUCGACGAAAACAUGAUGAUGGGUAUAUCAUGCUGCAGCCUCAGUAAACAUUAAAACCCAAGCAUGGAGGGGCCGGGGUGCAAACAAAGUAGCUCUGGAUGUGUAUACUUCAUAUCCUCUGCCCAGAUAGCUCUUCUUUAUCCUUCAUCUCUUCAUCACAUCAUCUCUUUUCCCGAUCGAAUUCCUUGCAUCGCCCACCAUUCCUUCUUCCUUUUUCUCAACCGGCACCUCAAUCGACCUUCUUUUCUCGUCCACACCCCAUGCGCCCAAACGAGAGGGACGAGAAACUCUAGGGGCCAGAAUCACCAAUCAAGGGCACCCAAAAACGAUGAGCACAAGGAUUGUCCUCGCCAUACAGAGGGCCAUCCGCCCAACAGAUUAACGACACGCGAGCUGGGGGGAAAGAGGGUGGUCUCGUUGUUCUAUGGGUCGGAUGUCGUUCUGUUCGAUACCAUCAUGACCUACCGACUCGGCAACCCCGACAAGCGUGUCGAGGAUGCGAUUGAUGCCUUCAGUACGUUUCCUACCGAAAAAUGCAUACUAGUGUUCCUGAACGGGAGAGAAACCUGACAAAUCUCAAGGGUGAAACUAACACCUGUUAUUCUUACGUUUUUUUCCCUCUAUUCGCACGGUUCUUCUGGUUUGUCCGCUGGUUAAACAGGUGUCAGACGUGCCUCCCGCCGUCGGUCUUGGACCAAGUCUUUCGGAC